Molecule: messenger RNA, 156 nt
Organism: Meloidogyne enterolobii
Lineage: Eukaryota; Metazoa; Nematoda; Chromadorea; Rhabditida; Meloidogynidae
Source: the annotation of a GenBank genome assembly
AUGCCUGCAUUUAUCGCUGCAUUAGCAAUUUUUGAUGAUUAUCGUUCUGAAGUUUUACCAGCUAGUUUAUUGCGGGCACAACGUGACUAUUUUGGUGCUCAUUGUUAUAAACUGCCUUCUAAUCCAGGAAUUGCUUUACAUAUAAAUUGGACAUGA